This is a messenger RNA of Cryptosporidium muris RN66, 1713 nucleotides long. RefSeq names its product major facilitator superfamily transporter. Bases 1 to 1713 code for a protein of 570 amino acids. Gene Ontology annotation, biological process: transmembrane transport. The transcript has a single exon. NCBI's taxonomy places the organism in Eukaryota, Apicomplexa, Conoidasida, Eucoccidiorida, Cryptosporidiidae. The record is from RefSeq and is a predicted model, not a curated record. Gene Ontology annotation, molecular function: transmembrane transporter activity.
AUGUCCUAUAAUCUAAAGGCAGAUGCAUCUGUAAUAGACAUCUUGAGUGUGGCAUCAAUUGGAUGUUCCAAUGCUGAAGUUAAAACCUGUAAAACAACUUUUGGAGAGUCACAUGAAGAUACAGAUAGAUUGGAAUUAGCAAUAAUCAAUAACCCAAAUAAUCGGGUAACUCUUAGUUUUCAUUGUUGUCUAGUGCUGAUGUUGAUGUGCGCAAUUUUUAUUUGUUAUGCAGAUAGAACAGUAAUGCCAUCAUGUAUUAAAAUUAUUGGACUUGAUUUUAACUUCUCAAAGUCUGAGCAAGGGCUUAUUCUUAGUUUUUUUUAUGCAGGAUAUAUCUGGACUCAAAUUAUUGGGGGUUACCUUUCCGAUACAAUAAGACUCGGAGGCAAAGGUGUUCUGCUACUUGGAGUCUUUUUUUGGAGCUUGUCAAUGAUAGCUACUUGUCUUGGUCAAUGGUUGAACUUUGCUGGUUUUCUAAUGGCUAGAAUUAUCUUAGGAAUUGGUCAGGGUGUUGCAUUCCCAGCAGUAAACUCAAUAGUUGGGAGAUAUAUCCCUUCACAAAACUCAACUACUGUUGUAGGAAUGAUAAUUGCUAGCUCCUAUAUAGGAGCUGGAGUUGCAGCUUUUGCAACACCUCCCAUCUUAAAUUCCAUUGGUUGGAAGGGUGUAUUUUAUAUCUUUGGAGCACUUGGUAUUUUUUGGUGUUUAGUAUGGCUUUUUCUAGAUGUUGCGAACUUGAAAUGGACAAUUUCCCCAAAAUUUGUAGAAUUUUAUAAAUUUGAACGAAUAAAGAAGCCAAAAGAGGUAUAUAAAACUGUAGAAAUAUUAGAAAUAGAUAGUUCUUAUAAAUCAAGCUUAGGACAAAAUGUCAAUAUUCAAGAUAACCAAGUUAGAGAACAUCAGGAUAUAUCCCCAAAAGUCAUAAGUUCUUUAGCAACUUUUUCCAAUGAUCCUAAAUAUUUAGAUGACCCAUCUAAAUCUUUAAAUACAACUCAAAGAAAAGGAAGUUUUAAGCUAGUAUCUCACUUUUUGAAAUAUAAAAGUGUCUGGGCAAUUAUCUUUGCUCAAUAUGGUCAUAGUUGGACACAAUUUGGAUUUGUAACUUGGCUCCCAGUAUACUAUUCAGAUGUUAACCUUGUUUCUUCACAUACACUAGGUUAUUAUACAACUCCACCGUGGAUUAUCCAAGCAAUUUCCAUUAUUAUUUUUGGAUAUUUAGCUGAUUGGUUAGUUGUUCAAAGAAAAUGUCGACCAAUAGUAGUUCGAAAGAUUUUUCAAUCUUGUAGUAUGAUAUUUCCAGCAAUUCUUCAGAUUACUCUCAUUGUCUUAAACCAAUUUGAAUGGAUAUCACCUAUAUACUCAGUAACUAUAGUUUCAUUGAUGUCUAUAUUUAAUACUAUGAGUUGUGGAGGAGUUACUGUUAACCAGUUUGAUAUUGCACCAACAGCACCAGCCCUUGUAUAUUCCAUUGGAAACACAUCCGGAACAUUUUCAGGACUCCUUUCUGUUUCAAUUACAGGAUUCAUCCUACAUAAAUCUCAAGGUGAUGUAGAAGAAACAAAUAUGGAGGAACAUUCUUUAGCUUUAGUAAGAUGGAGGAUCGUCUUACUUGUCUAUGCAAUUCAUAAUAUUAUUGGAGCAAUACUAUAUAUUUUUUUAAGUGAUGACAAACCAAUAGAUUUAACUCAGGAAGAAAAUUCUGAGCAAAAAUAA